ACUGCCAGUCUAUCAUUCGCAAGCCCCAAGACCGGAAGCCCUUAGACGGCGAGAGGACGAACACGAAGUCGGAACUCCAACCGCGACGGCUGUGAGCCUAACGGCCUGCGACGCUUCGCGUUUGGCCGCCUCCUGACGACCCGACCGGUGCCCGACCCUGCCCCUUCUCAGGCUGCUAUUCCGGAUUUCGAUUCUUCCCAAAAUCCAUCCCGGCAGCCCCUUCAGCCCCCCCCCCCCCCCCCCCCCCUCCCUUCAGACUUCAGUGCUCCCUGAGUGGACUUCUGAGCAUGAUGGACUCGCAAACCCAGAAUACUUCUUUGCAGAGGCUUCAAAAUGUUGAAAAGAGGAUAGUUAGGGUUUUAGAGCUAGCUGGAGGAGUAAUGGAUGAAUUGGCAAAGCCAAGUGGCCCUAGGAAGGAGCUCAUUAACAACCAAUGCAGUGAGUUCAUGCAACUAAUAAAGGAUAUCCAGGUGACACUAAGAGAAGAAAUCAAAAGUGCUUGUGAAUAUCGUCCAUUUGAGAAGUGUGACUAUGUUCCAAGAAUAGCUAAUGAGAUCUGUUGCAAGAAACUGGAAUGUGUCCUCGCACAACUAGAUGAGAUGAAGCAGACCGUUGAAAAUUAUAACGGUUUAACAUGAAGCUAUAUCUUCUUAUUGUAAUAGAAGUUGUAAUAGGUAAGCUACAAUACAUUUAGUCAGUAAAACUUCUGUUGCUAGCUGCUGCACAGCUGAACCAUGUAGAUUGUGCUGUUUUAGCACCAAAGCAAGUUAUAUCUAUCUACCUUUAUUGAAGUUUAUAUAUCAUGUAGGGAUUGUUGGGAUUGAAUAUUUUCAUUGAUGCGCAUACAAUCAAGUUAUAUCUCCUCAUUGGAGGCAGCUA
Molecule: messenger RNA, 879 nt
Organism: Cuscuta europaea
Lineage: Eukaryota; Viridiplantae; Streptophyta; Magnoliopsida; Solanales; Convolvulaceae
Source: the annotation of a GenBank genome assembly